Molecule: messenger RNA, 1332 nt
Organism: Cyclocybe aegerita
Lineage: Eukaryota; Fungi; Basidiomycota; Agaricomycetes; Agaricales; Hemipholiotaceae
Source: the annotation of a GenBank genome assembly
AUGAAAACGGAGGAGCCAAGUACCCCAGCCGCACCCAGCCAACCAUCAACGCCAGCACCGACGCAGCAGCCCUACGCGACGCAAUGGACAACGCGUACGUCCUUCACAUUUGGCCCGUGCUCGAAGCUCACAAAGAGCAGCGCUGCAACCACAACCAGCCACGCCGUCGCAAUACUAUCCAUAUACUUCGCAUUACCCCCAGGCUGCAUAUGCCACCCAUUAUCAAGCCUACGCCCCACAGGUGGCCACAGCAUCGGCAACAGCAACCCAAACUACUACACCAAGACCACAAGCGACGACAACGACGCAGCAGUAUCAAACAACAGCACGAUGGAUACUGCGGAUAUUGCCACUCUCAACGAUGCCCUUGGAAGUGCAGGCGUUGAUCUACGGGCAGAGGAAGAGUCCCUACAACGUACACACGACUCGCACCAGCCCUACAGGGCCUACGAAGACCGGACGCGCAAACAACCCCCAAAACCCGCCUUUGACACACGCAUUCUGGGCACUACCAUGCGCAACAUUGGCACCUCGCACAAAGUGACCCGUAUCCCGGAAGAGUCGGUCAACUACCUCGCUCUGUCUCUUCGCGCGCGCCUGCAGGACCUCAUUACCGCUAUGAUCGCCGCGGCACACCACCGCAACGAUACCCAAUUUGAUAGGCCGGCUUCGCUGUAUGAGGAUGGCUCACCCAUGUGGAGCAUUGUGGUUAGGAGCGACGUUGCGAAGCAGUUGGUGGCGCUCGAGAAGGUGGAAAGGGAGGAGGAGAUGAGGAUGCGGAAGGAGAGGAAGGAACGGGCGGAGCUGACGGCUGCUCAUGCUGCUGCCCUCGCAGCGCAGGCCAACGGAAUGGCCGGUGCGCAAGGCAUGGCAGAUACAGCUAUGGAGGAAAGCGAGGGCAACGUCAAGAAGAAGAGAAAGAAGGAAGGCCCUGGUGUGACUGCACGAAACAUGUCUGAAGACGUGCGGAAGAAGAUGUCCAAUGCCGUCGCGACACAGGCCGCUGGACUGGGCGGCAAAUAUUCCUGGAUGACAGCAGCAAACGCUGCCUCAACCCCUCCCCCAAAACCCAAGCCUGCAGCUGCGGCUGCAGCGCCGACCCCUGCUGCUGCCUCGUCUCCUGCUGCCACUGCCACCGGCACACCUGCAGGAGGUGCGAGCUCAUGGGCUCGGCCUUAUGUGUCUACCAAGAAGCCGGCAACGACAACGAGCAAGGACACACCAACGGAUGAGGAUUCGAGGACAGUUGUCACGAUGCGAGACGCGAUGUUCGUCAUCGAGAAGGAACGAGGACACGGUGGGGGACGAGGAGCUGCUCGCGGAUGGUCAUAG